AGACUGGCAGUUCAAUACGAAGUCCUUCAAAACGGAUUCAGGGGCCGUAUUGUCUUCGCUCCAAUUGAGCUGCACGCAGGAGACAAGGUACUUGACAGCGGAGUUGGCUCAGCAACCUGGCUCCUUGACUGCUAUAAUGCCAAUAAGGAUGUUACUUUCCAUGGGAUCGAUUUGAAGACGGACAUUUUUCCAGAGCUCGAUGAUAUACAAAAGCGACGUAUACAUUUGGGACCGGGGAACAUUUUACAGCUACCGAACGAUUGGACCAGCAAUUUUCAGCUAGUAAACCAGCGACUCCUUAUCGCAGCGUUAUCCAAAGAGAUGUGGAACACGGCUGUGGAUGAAAUCUUCCGUGUCCUUGCUCCGGGAGGCUGGGUACAGCUCCUUGAAGCUAGUCAUUGCGCAGCUGGAGAGGUAACGCAAAGACACUUCUCGAUGCUUCGGGAUCUCUUCGUCAAAAGAGGUCUAUUACUCAAUUGCAUUGAACAUAUUCCAAAUGUCCUCAAAAGCGCUGGGUUUAACAAAAUCACGGCACAGCGUCUUGAAAUUAGCCUUGGGAGUGGGGAAGACGAAGACGGUAUGAAGGCUAAAGCUCGGGAGAGUUUUAUAGGUGCCUACAAGGGAAUGCAAACCCCAGUAGUGAAGAUGGGGAUUCGAACAGAGGGAGAAUAUAUAACGUUGAUGGAAGAUCUAGAAAGGGAAUGGGAGAGCAACGCUCAGUCAAAGGUUGUCUUCUACACCUUUGUAGCUCAGAAACCGACCGCGUCGGCUUCAGGUCUCACUCUGAAUAGCAGGCCAUUUUGUAUAUUUUAUUAA
Suillus discolor is the source of this 816-nucleotide messenger RNA. RefSeq lists its product as uncharacterized. The transcript has 2 exons. NCBI's taxonomy places the organism in Eukaryota, Fungi, Basidiomycota, Agaricomycetes, Boletales, Suillaceae. The record is from RefSeq and is a predicted model, not a curated record. The annotation marks the transcript as partial.